Eremothecium gossypii ATCC 10895 is the source of this 888-nucleotide messenger RNA. It is a transcript of the gene PYP1, whose product is annotated as putative phosphoric monoester hydrolase. The record is from RefSeq and is marked provisional. NCBI's taxonomy places the organism in Eukaryota, Fungi, Ascomycota, Saccharomycetes, Saccharomycetales, Saccharomycetaceae. The transcript has a single exon. Gene Ontology annotation, molecular function: phosphatase activity. Bases 1 to 888 code for a protein of 295 amino acids.
AUGGAGGUAGCCGCGCUGCCGACGCCACUUUACAAUAUCAUAUCAUACGUGAUCAUGUUAGUCGACGCUAAAACAACGGCGUUCUUACGUCCGCUGGCCCUAUAUAUCCGUUCAGUAUGCGCUGCAGAUUUCGAGCUAGCGCCAAGGAUCAAUUCACAGCGCAUAAUGGCAAAGGCGGUAAUCUUCAGUGACUUCGACGGUACAAUAACAUGGCAGGACUCCAAUGAUUUCCUGGCAGAUCAGUAUGGGCUCGGGCAGGCGGCUCGCCGGCGGCUGUUCGAAGGGGUGAUCGAGGGAACAACGUCGUUCCGCGACGGGUUCUUGCAGAUGCUCGAGAGCAUCCGGCUGCCGUUCGACCAGUGUGUGUCCAAGGUGCGGGAGCACGUGCAGCUGGACCCCGGCUUCAAGGACAUGUACGAGUGGACGCGGCGGGAGGGCGUGCCGCUGGUGGUGAUCAGCAGCGGCAUGAGGCCGCUGAUCGAGGCGCUGCUGGAGCAGCUGCUGGGUCACGAGGCGCUGCAGCAAAUCGAGGUGAUCGCCAACGAGGUGGACGUGCGGCAGGACGGGACCUGGUGCAUCCGGUACCGCGACGAGUCCGAGCACGGGCACGACAAGUCGCGGUCGAUCGCGGCGUGCAAGCAGCGCUGGCAACACCUCGAGCCCGCGCCGGUGUAUUUCUACUGCGGCGAUGGGAUCAGCGACCUGAGCGCUGCGAAGGAAUGCGACCUGCUGUUUGCGAAGAGUGGCAAGGACCUGAUCUCCUUCUGCAAGAAGCAGGACGUUCCGUUCCGCGAGUUCAACACUUUUGACGAUGUGCUGAGCGCGGUCAAGCGCGUGGUGGCGGGCGAGGCCUCUGUCACGGAACUCCAGGGGGGCUCCGCUGCGUAA